Molecule: messenger RNA, 1830 nt
Organism: Adineta ricciae
Lineage: Eukaryota; Metazoa; Rotifera; Eurotatoria; Adinetida; Adinetidae
Source: the annotation of a GenBank genome assembly
AUGAAACAGUCAUCAACGGCAGCAACUAGCAAUCCACCACCUUUACCAUUACCACCAUCCACACCUGUCCUAACUCAUAUUGAUAAAGCAGCCAGAAAGCAAUUAGAUGAACGAGAGAAGCUUUUUCUUCUCUAUGAACAUGAAGGCAAACUACCUGAUUUAAUUCCCGAUGUUAGCCAUUUACAAUCACCACGUCUUUCAACAACCGAUCCAAAUGCGAUCGAUCACUACGGUUUUAUUCAUGAACAACCUAUAAAAGCAAUGACAAUCAAUGAAAAGAAACAAAUACAACAAGAGAUCAAACGUAGUGAGCGUUGGAAUAAAAUGCUAAGAAAAUCAAGUCAUUCAAUCAGUCGAGAUAACGAACAAUUGAGGAGACGAAUGUUCAAAGGCUUACCAAGUACAUUACGUGGCGCAUUCUGGUCCCGGUUAUUUGAUCUUGAUGAGCAAUUACGCGUUAACAAAGGCUACUAUGAAAUAUUGAAAAGAAAAGCUCGUUCAUCAUCAACAUAUCUCAGUCAGAUCGAUUUGGAUGUUCAUCGGACAUACAGAAAUCAUCAGAUGUUUUGCAAUCGAUAUUGUAUAAGACAAAAACAUUUAUUUUCGAUCUUGGCUGCAUACAGCGUUUAUAAUACAGAGAUUGGCUAUACACAAGGAAUGAAUCAAAUUGUUGCUUUCCUACUUUUCUAUUUACCGGAAGAGGAAGCAUUUUGGGCAUUUUGUCAAUUAAUGACUGGCUCACGUUGGAUGAUGCAUGGCUUUUUCUGUCCGGGAUUUCCCAAAUUAUUUCGUUUUCAAGCACAAUUCGAAAAAAUUAUGAAAAAAAUGCUACCGAAAGUCUACAAACAUUUUGUUACCUGUCAAGUACAAAGUGAUCUCUAUACAAUACGUUGGUUUAUGCUCUGUUACCUCGAUUGCCUACCAUUCCCGUUAACGCUUCGCAUAUGGGAUAUAUUUGUGCUAGAUGGUGAACAGGUUCUCCUAACAACAGCAUUUUGUAUUUUACGCAUUCAUCGAAAGAAACUCUUGCAUUUGAAAACGUUUGAUAGUAUAAAUUCAUUUUUAAAAAAUGAGCUGUGUACAAAUUUUGCCAAUUCAUCAUUAACCAUCGAUGAAAUUAUUGAAGAAUAUGUUGUUUGCUAUGAAAAAUUAAAACAGAACAACUUAUUGGCAUUGCCAUUGCCAACUGAAAAUGAAAUUCCGACAAAGCCAUUCAAUAUCUCAAUGGGAGACAUAACCAAGUUUACAGAUAAUAACUCAAAUAAGAAUGCCAAUUCAGAAGAAACAAAAGCAGUUAUCUCAACGCCCAAUAAAUCAAUGACAUCACCACGACUCAUCACAAGUCAAAUGUCACCGAAAAGUACACCAAUACCUGUGACAGAAACUUUUCUUGUCACAUCUCUCGCGCCAUUAGCAACAGCUGAUGAAGACUCACCAUCGAUGGUGAAUUUACGUGAUACAUCAAUCGAAACGCAAUAUAUGGAAAUAAAACGUUUAACGAAGCCAUUUCAAAUCCCUGAUCAACAAUUCUUAACUGAAUACGAUAGUUGUACAGUGUUAUCCAGUGCUGAUCAAUCACUAAGUGGAUAUCGACGACGGCAAGGUCAUUUUGGUGAUGAUGAUGAUACAAUUAGUUCAAAAAGUGAUAUUAUCGAUGAUGAUGAACAUGUGCAAAUUUCUCACAUGAUAACCACAUCAUUCAUCCAUGAUGAUGAUUAUGAAAAGUUAAAACGAUCUUCAUCGUUUUAUGAUAAUGUUAUUGAUAAUGAACAAGUCAAUUAUCACUAUAUACGUCCGCAACACUAUGCAUUCGAUACCAAUAUUCGAUGA